This is a messenger RNA of Fusarium coffeatum, 576 nucleotides long. RefSeq lists its product as uncharacterized. The record is from RefSeq and is a predicted model, not a curated record. Lineage: Eukaryota; Fungi; Ascomycota; Sordariomycetes; Hypocreales; Nectriaceae. The transcript has 2 exons. Bases 1 to 576 code for a protein of 191 amino acids.
AUGAAGCUCGCCCUUCUGCUUCUAACCAUGACUUUCGCCAUGGUGAACGCCUACUACACCCUCAGCGUCUUCUCUCCAAAGGUCCCCCAGAUUCAUGCCCGCGUGAUCAACGCUCGAAAUAGGGCUUUCAUUAUCGGUGCUGCGCAGCCAAGUACCUUUUGCGAUCUGAACAAUGCGACGGAGUGUCCUGAUGGGACUUCUACCCAGGUCAAUGCAAACAUGACUGGCCUUGCAGCUGCAGUUCCAGGUGGUCAACUCAUCUUCGUCGCGCCCGAUGGCAUCAUCUCGUACCCAUCCGCCCACUCUGCGAUGCGUCCACCAGGCUCCCAAAUGGGAGGCUUUCAUCCAGUGCAUAUCAUCUCUGAGUGCCAGAUGCCUGUCACGAUACUCAUGUGGUCGGCGGAGAACGGCAAUUCUGGGCUCUGGGCUUGCCCGACAGCGAGGAACAUGCCUGUCGCGAAGGAAGCGGUUCUCAAAGCGACGACGGGAUUGUUCGAGGGGAAGGGGUGCUUGGAGGUGGAUGGAGUUGAGAUACAGACUGCCGGUGACAAGUUUGCGGCUUGGGCUUAUACGUAA